Messenger RNA from Pezoporus flaviventris, 2831 nucleotides. RefSeq names its product protein kinase C-binding protein NELL1-like. Bases 1 to 930 code for a protein of 309 amino acids. The transcript has 7 exons. Gene Ontology annotation, molecular function: protein binding; calcium ion binding. The record is from RefSeq and is a predicted model, not a curated record. NCBI's taxonomy places the organism in Eukaryota, Metazoa, Chordata, Aves, Psittaciformes, Psittacidae.
AUGGUCAGCAAGGAGGUGCUAGCACAUUUGAAUGCAAAUAUAGGAGCUUUCUGUGAAGAAGGAUGCAGAUAUGGUGGAACUUGUGUAGCCCCUAACAAAUGUCUCUGCCCUCCUGGAUUCACAGGAAGUCAUUGUGAGAAAGAUAUUGAUGAGUGUGCAGAGGGGAUCAUUGAGUGUCACAACCAUUCACGCUGUGUUAACCUCCCAGGGUGGUACCACUGUGAGUGCAGAAGCGGUUUCCAUGACAAUGGAAGCUACUCUCUAUCUGGGGAGUCCUGUGUUGAUAUCGAUGAGUGUGCCUUAAAGACCCACACAUGCUGGAACGACUCGGCCUGUGUGAACCUGGCAGGAGGCUUUGAUUGCCUUUGUCCGACCGGACCAUCCUGCACUGGAGACUGUCCCCAUGAAGGCGGCUUCAAGCGGAAUGGGCAAGUGUGGACGCUGCGGGAGGACAGAUGCUCCGUUUGCUCCUGCAAGGACGGGAGGAUUUUCUGCCGGCGGACAGCCUGUGACUGCAGGAACCCCAGCGCUGAUCUCUUCUGCUGCCCAGAGUGUGACACCCGCGUCACCAGCCAGUGCCUCGACCAGACGGGGCACAAGCUCUACCGCAGUGGGGACAACUGGACCUACAGCUGCCAGCAGUGCCGAUGCCUGGAAGGAGAGGUGGAUUGUUGGCCUCUCCUGUGCCCAAAGCUCAACUGCGAAUACACAGCCAUCUCAGAAGGAGAGUGCUGUCCCCACUGCGUCAGUGACCCCUGUCUGGCUGACAACAUCACCUACGACAUCAGGAAAACCUGUCUGGAUGACUAUGGGAUCACAAGGCUUAGUGGUGCUGUAUGGACAAUGGUGGGAUCUCCUUGUACGACCUGCAAAUGCAAGAAUGGGAACAUCUGCUGCUCUGUGGAUUUAGAGUGUCUCAGCAAUAACUGACAUAGUCAGAUGGGACUUUGCCAAGAGGGGGACCGAGGAAGAUGACCACCCGAAAUGAAGUUGUGUGCGUUGGUGUUUUGUACAACAGACAGUUACCAAAGUCUCCACAUGAGGAAGAUGUUUGGGAGUUGCCUUUGGGACCCACCACUAUGCUCAUCCUCACCACCCUUGUCUGGGUGGAUUACAGUACAGCGCAUACAAGUCAGUGGUUGUUACAGAGUUUUCAGUGUUGUAAAUGACACACUUCUUCUGUCAAGAAAUUUGCAAAUAUGUUUAAAUUAUUUCAUGGUUAAACUACUGCUGUAUUUUUGGUUUAAUUUGUAUAUUGACAACAUGCUAGAAUUCAACUCUUCUUACUUUGCAUCUAGAUUUUACGAAUAAGACAGCCUGUUGUGAUUUUGUCCCAUGAUAUCAUAUACUUAGUUACAAGGUCCCUGUUAGAUGUAUUUAUGAAAAUAUGUAUGUAUGUACAGUCAGAUUGCAUAGUCCUUAUAUUUCACAGCUGUCCAACCUUUUAAAGCAGUCAAAGGUAUAUUUGAUUGGACAGAAUGGAAGUAAUCAAAAUAAGUCUGUCUUAAAAAAUUAUAAAAUUCAAUGCCAUGAACUUCAUGGCAAAAAAGGCACUUUCUUCUCCCAAAUGUGCAGAGCAGCAGCAAGACUCCUACAAGAAAUGGAACUAAAACCAGAUUCCACUGCCAAUUCAACACAUGUUCAGGAAAGAAUCACCAGUCAUUGUCAGUGUUCUCUUUUGCAAGAGAAACUGCAAGUGCUAGAAGAGGGUGAGGAGUUGCAGAUUAUGCAGUGAUAAAACAGGCAGAGACCCUUAAGGUCAUCUAAUUCAAAUUGAGUAGGUUAAAAUUUGCUUUGAGUCGUAACAUCAUUGAUGAGUUCAUUGUUUUUCCUCUCUUGUGUUCACUGUAAUAAUGAUGUCUGCCAUUCUCAGGUACUGCUGCCCUAAUGAAAAAGUGCAGAAACACCUGCACCAGCAGCAUGCAGGACAGGAGACCUUAACACUCGAUAACUUUUAUUACCCUAUUCACAGCUCAGAAACAGGUUUUCUCUGGUUACAUGUUGACAUUCAGAAAUACUUAGUUUUAAAUUUACCUGCAGUGCUGGGGAGUACCGAAGUUUAGACAGCAAUACAAAUUAAAACUCUUAGCCCUGUAUUGAGAUUAGUUUAGAUUCUCUUCAGCUAAUGCCUAUUUUUGCCAUGAGGCUAGAAAGUUUGUGGCGUUAGAACAAGAAUAUAUUUCUCCGAUGAUGGCAUCUGCAGCUUAAAUGUCACCUUUUUAAUGUGCUCUUGUGUUUUGUUCUGCUCUUUCAUGUAGUGUUUUUUGCUUUUUAUUUAUUUAAUUAAACACACUGAGUAUAUGGAAAAGUACAGAAAUGAGUAUAGUGGCUACAGUUUGGGAAGUACAUUUGUGAGUUUUCCAUGUGGAAAAUGUGAAACUGAUUAACAAGAAUGAAGUGUGACUAUACAGUGACAUUAGUCAUCUUUUGAAUGAAGUAUUAUUAUGUUUCUUAUCAGGGGACAGUGACAAAAGAAUAUAAACACUCCUUUCAAUCAUUUGGACAACUUCAUUCCCAUUCUUUAAACAGGAUUUGUUUUAUCCAACAGGUUUGUGUGGUGAAGGUAAAUUUAUUUUCUUAAAAUGCCCCAUCAAUUUCAGUUACUCAUGUAUUGACUAUAUUUGCAUUGCCCUAAUGAUUGUAUAAUAAGGGAAAGAGUUGUGUUUUAUAUGAUACUCAAAGGAUGUUUGUAAAUCAUAAUGUCAGCUCAUUUUGUAUAUCACAUUGUAAAACCCAAUGGUAAUUCAGUUGGAUGAGAGAUUCAGUGGGCUGAGAUAUAAAGGGGAAUGAUAUAAAACUUGUGGGCAUCUAAAUAAACUCCUGUGUACAGA